GUUCUGGGGAAGCAGCAGUAUGAGAGGGAAGCUCAGGCUGGGUCCGAGGACUGGCUCAUCGCAGACACUGAACAAUCAGCCUCUUGGCUCUCCUGGGCUCAAGGGGCCACUGGACUCUAAGCAGCAGGUGCAGGUGAAGAGGCUGUGAUUCAAGAAGAGUAGAGACAGUGGUAGAGGAGAGAAGAAAAAGAUUGUUGCAGAAAGAGAAGCAGGAAGGAAGGGAGGAAGGGAAAGGGAGAGAGAGAGGGACAUCGGAGUGGCAGACUCAGAGAAACUCCUGGAGAGAAAGACUGUUUAACAAGGAAAGAGAGGGAAUGAGGUAGAGGAGACCCUAAGACGGAGAGCAGAGGAGGGAUGAAACAGAAAUAAAGAACAGAGAGAAGGGGAGAGAGAGGGAGAAGGGUAAAAAGAGGAAGGAGAAAGGGGUGGAGAAGGAGGAGAAAGAAGGAGACAGAGACAGAAUAAAGUACCUACAGGCAGAUUGAGGCAGAUGCAGGUGGCAGACAAUGGACAUUGUGGCAGCCAUGGUCAGAGGCACUGAAAUGGCCCUGAGGACCCACAUUGGGACGCCCCUGCUGUUCAUGGGGAUGCUAAUCACAGGCCUGACCCAGUUGCCAAUCUCUGCCUCAGUCCCUCGAGGCUUCUGGGCCCUACCUGAAAACCUGACAGCCGUUGAGGGGGCCACAGUGGAGUUGAAGUGUGGUGUCAGUGCACCUGGCAGUGUGGUACAGUGGGCCAAGGAUGGCCUGCUGUUGGGCCCCAACCAGGGGAUCCCAGGUUUCCCGAGAUACCGCAUGGAAGGAGACCCUGCUAGAGGUGAAUUCCACCUGCGCAUUGAAGCAUGUGACCUCAGCGACGAUGCAGAGUACGAGUGCCAGGUUGGCCGCUCAGAGACAGGCCCUGAACUCGUGUCUCCCAGAGUGAUCCUCUCCAUCCUGGUUCCCCCCAAGGUGCUUCAGAUGACUCCUGAGGUGGGGACCACAGUCACCUGGAUAGCUGGGCAGGAAUAUACGGUCAGCUGUGUAUCUGGGGAUGCGAAGCCAGCACCUGACAUCACCUUCCUCCAGAGUGGACAAACAGUAUCCAGCAUCUCUAUCGACGUGAGUGAAGGGUCCCAGGAGAAACUCUUCAUCACAGAGGCCACAGCCCGGGUGACACCCCAGAGCUUGGAUAAUGGGAAGUUACUAGUCUGUGAGGGGUCCAGCCCAGCUUUGGUCAGCCCCAUCAAGGUCUCAAUCACCAUGAAUGUUUUGUUCCCCCCAGGACCUCCCAUCAUUGAGUGGCCAGACCUGAAUGAGGGGCUUGUUAGGGCAGGGCAAAACUUGGAGCUGCCAUGCACAGCCCGAGGGGGAAACCCACCAGCUACACUGCAGUGGCUGAAGGCCUGUUCCUGUUUCCAGAAUGGCCAGCCUGUGCCCACAGCAUGGGGUACAGAGCAUGUCCAUGCUACUGCUCGAAGUGUACUCACAAUGACUGUUCGACCAGAAGACCAUGGAGCCCAAAUCAGCUGUGAAGCCUACAACAGUGUAUCUACAGAGACCCAGAAACAAAGCAUCACACUGCAGGUCACCUUUCCUCCCAGUGCCAUAACCAUCUUGGGAUCUGUAACACAGUCUGAGAACAAGAAUGUGACACUUUGCUGCCUCACAAAGUCCAGUCGCCCGAGGGUCCUGUUGCGAUGGUGGCUGGGUGGGCGGCAACUGCAGCCCACAGAGGAGACAAUCAUGGAUGGCCUGCAUGGUGGUCACAUCUCCAUGUCUAACCUGACCUUGCUGGUGCGCCGGGAAGACAAUGGCCUGAGCCUCACCUGUGAGGCCUUCAGUGAUGCCUUUGCCAAGGAGACCUUCAGGAAGUCUCUCAUCUUGAAUGUGAAAUAUCCUGCUCAGAAGCUGUGGAUUGAGGGACCCCAAGAUGGGCAGCACCUCCGGAGUGGGACCCGGGUGAGGCUGGUGUGUUUGGCCAUUGGGGGCAACCCAGACCCCUCCCUCACUUGGUACAAGGACGCGCGCAUCGUGACGGAGCCGCGGCCGCCCCAGGAGCCGCGGCGGGUGCAGCUGGGAAAUCUGGAGAAGUCCGGGAGCACCUUCUCCCGCGAGCUGGUGCUGGUCCUGGGCCCACCGGACAACAAGGCCAAGUUCUCGUGCAAGGCGGGCCAGCUGAGCGCGUCCACGCAGAUCGUGGUGCUGUUUCCCCCAACUAACGUGACGAUCCUGGCCAACGCGUCGGCGCUGCGUCCGGGGGACGCCUUAAAUUUAACGUGCGUCAGCGUGAGCAGCAACCCGCCGGUCAACUUGUCCUGGGACAAGGAAGGCGAGAGCUUGCAAGACGUGGCUGCGCCGUCCCAGAGCGCCCCGUUCAAAGGCUCCGCAGCGUCCAGGAGCGUUUUUCUUCGGGUGUCAUCCCGCGAUCACGGCCACCGCGUGACCUGCCGAGCCUACAGCGCGGAGCUCCGCGAAACCGUGAGCUCCUUCUACCGCUUCAACGUGCUAUACCCUCCGCAGUUCCUGGGGGAACAAGUGCUGGUGGUGACUGCGGUGGAGCAGGGUGAGGCACUGCUGCCUGUGUCGGUGUCUGCUAACCCCGUACCCGACGCCUUCAACUGGACCUUCCGUGGCUAUCGCCUCAGCCCAGCUGGUGGUCCCCGGCAUCGCAUUCUGUCUAACGGGGCUUUGCAGCUGUGGAAUGUGACUCGCUCGGACGAUGGCCCCUAUCAGCUGCACUGCCAGAAUUCGGAGGGCACCGCAGAAGCGCUGGUGCGGCUGAAUGUGCACUAUGCUCCUACCAUCCGUGCCCUCCAGGACCCUACCGAAGUGGAUGUUGGGGGUUCUGUGGACAUAGUUUGCACUGCUGACGCCAAUCCCAUCCUUCCAAACAUGUUCAGCUGGGAGAGGCUGGAGGAAGAUGAGGAGGAACAGAGCCUGGAUGACAUGAAGAGGAUGUCAAAGGGGUCCACAGGGCGUCUGCAAAUUCGCCAUGCCAAACUGUCCCAGGCAGGUGCUUACCAGUGCAUUGUGGACAAUGGAGUGGCACCUGCAGCCCGAGGCCUCGUCCGUCUUGUUGUCAGAUUUGCCCCCCAAGUGGAGCAUCCUACUCCCCUAACCAAAGUGGCUGCAGCUGGGGACAGCACCAGUUCUGCCACCCUCCACUGCCGUGCCCGUGGUGUUCCCAACAUUGUUUUCACUUGGACCAAAAAUGGAAUCCCUCUGGAUCUCCAAGAUCCCAGGUACACUGAACACACAUACCACCAAGGUGGAGUCCAUAGCAGUCUCCUGACCAUUGCCAAUGUGUCUGCAGCCCAGGAUUAUGCCCUCUUCACUUGCACAGCCACCAACCCCCUUGGCUCGGACCACACCAACAUUCAGCUCGUCAGCAUUAGCCGCCCUGACCCACCACUGGGAUUGAAGGUGGUGAGCCUGACUCCCCGCUCAGUGGGGCUGGAGUGGAGGCCUGGUUUUGACGGGGGAUUGCCGCAGAGGUUCCGAAUCAGGUAUGAGGCGCUGGAGACUCCAGGGUUUCUCUACGUGGACGUCCUACCACCUCAGGCCACCAGUUUCACGCUGACUGGGCUGCAGCCUUCCACACGAUACAGGGUCUGGCUGCUGGCCAGCAAUGCAAUGGGGGACAGUGGAUUAGGUGCAAAGGGAAUCCAGCUCUCCAUCACUACCCCAGGCCUGGACCAGCCUUCUGGAGAGCCUUAUGACCAGCUGCCUACAGAGCAGCCUACAGAAUCCCCCAGACUGCCUCUGCUGCCUGUGGUGUUUGCAGUUGGGAGUCUUUUGCUGCUUUCCAAUGUCUCAUGUGUGGUGGGGCUCCUCUGGUGGCGAAGACUGAGACAUCGCACUGAGGGUAUCUCAGAGAAGACAGAGGCAGGGUCGGAGGAGGACAGAGUCAGGAAUGAAUAUGAGGAGAGCCAGUGGACUGGGGACCAGGACACUCGAAGCUCUACAGUUAGCACAAUAGAAGUGCAGUCACAUUACCACUCCUUGAGGGACUUCAGCCCCCAGCUGCCCCCCACACUGGAGGAAGUGGCUUAUGCCCAAGGUCUUGAAGAGGAGAACAUGGCCUUCCCUGGACACCUGUAUGAUGAGGUGGAGAGGAUGUAUGCCCCACCAGGGGUCUGGGGGCCCUUGUAUGAUGAGGUGCAGAUGGGCCCCUAUGACCUCCGCUGGCCUAUGGACAAGUAUGACGAUCCAGGAAGAAUCUAUGACCAGGUGGCAGGAGAUCUGGGCACGAUGGGAUCAGAUUCUCUUCCCUUUGAGCUAAGGGGUGAUCUUGUGUGACAGCCUUCUCAGCAGUCCUCUCCUGCAUCUACAGGACAUAAUUCUCUACUGGACCUUUUCAUCCCAGCCUAAGCCUGUUAAGUGAGCUUCAUAGGACACAAAAGGAUAGAUUUUUUCUGAAGAGGCCAAAUGAAGUUUGUGUAAGUGAUAGAAGAUGAUUUAACCUAAUGUCAGAGUAUAAGCAAGUUUCCUCCUGGGGUUGGCCUCUCCAAAGUGACAGGGUUACUUGCAAAUGCCAUCUCAAUGACAAAAAACAGAACCAGAUAUUGUGGCACGUACCUGUAAUCCCAGCACUCUGGAAGGCUGAGACAGGAAGAUACCAGCCAGAACAACUUGGUGACUUAGAGAGAGAACCUAUCUAAAAAAAGAGGGGGACUGAGGGUAUAGCUCAGUGUGAAGGCCCUGAGUUCAAACCCCAGUACCACAAUAGAACAAAAAACAAAAACAAAACUAAGUUCAUUUAGAGUUUGAUUACAUUUGAAAUAGCUAAUGGUUAUAUCCUGCCUAUUUUUAUUUCAUUAUUUUUAUAGUAUCAAAAACAUGCUAUAUAAACUCUGACACAUGUGCAAACAUAAAUAAACUCUAUUGAGAGAAGGUAAAUGCAAAAAGAAUACAUGCUCUAUGAUUUCAUUUAUAGGCAGAACUAAUUUAUCAUACUCAUGUUACACAAGAGAAUGCAUUGUUCUUGGGAAGUAUGCACUAUUAUAUAUUUAAGGUUAGAGGAUAUUGUGGCUUCACUUAUUCUCACACAGCUGAGAAAAUAUGUACAGUUAUAAGGGAAUAGAAAAGAAUAAUUUAAAUGCAGUAAAAUGUUAGCAUCUGGGAAUGUGGGUGAAAUGUACAUUGGAAUUCUUUGUAUUAUUACUGGAACUGUUCUGUAGAUCUGAAAUUAUAGAAAAAUUAAAAUUUAAAAGUUAUCAUAA
This is a messenger RNA of Cavia porcellus (domestic guinea pig), 5203 nucleotides long. RefSeq names its product NPHS1 adhesion molecule, nephrin (gene Nphs1). The transcript has 29 exons. Gene Ontology annotation, molecular function: cell adhesion molecule binding. The record is from RefSeq and is a predicted model, not a curated record. NCBI's taxonomy places the organism in Eukaryota, Metazoa, Chordata, Mammalia, Rodentia, Caviidae. Gene Ontology annotation, cellular component: cell-cell junction; plasma membrane. Gene Ontology annotation, biological process: cell-cell adhesion. The coding region runs from base 507 to 4280 and encodes 1257 amino acids.